Molecule: messenger RNA, 4875 nt
Organism: Cladocopium goreaui
Lineage: Eukaryota; Dinophyceae; Suessiales; Symbiodiniaceae
Source: the annotation of a GenBank genome assembly
AUGACGGACGUGGCAGAGAUCGUGGCAGCUGUUCGCAGCGAUGUGCGUGCGAAGUUGCUGGACCUACUGGAUGAGGUGGCUGGACGGAAGGUCUUGCUGUUCGACAGCAGCAUCGCGUUGACAUGCCUAUUCCGUGAAGUAUUGGCUGAAAAGAGCCGCGGAGCGAGAUUCAUGAGGAGGAACAACAUGGCGGAGAAGCAGAAAAGGAUAGAGAAGACGCGAGAAGGAGUUCCCAUUUGGGAUGGAGAUGCCGGAACAUAUCAGGAGUUUGAAGAGAGCGCUUUGCUGUGGGAGCAAUCCAUAGCAAUGCACAAGCGCUACUUGUGCGGCCCGAGGCUUCUCACAGAGCUGACGGGCACUGCUCGCAGGUUCACUGUGGGCAAGCAUCCCGAAUGGCUCUCCUUCAAUGGAGGCGUGCAGCGGCUUCUGACGUACCUGAGGUCAAACUUGGGCCUUCCACAGAUGCCUGAACUGACGGAUCAUUUGAGCCGUUACUUCCGGCAGUCCAGGCGCAAGAAGGGGGAGACCAUGAAUGAGUACGUCACUAGGAAGUCAGAACUGUAUGCAAGAGCUAGGCAAGGACUUCACAGGGUGAUGUCUCACUAUGAGAAAAAGAAGCCAGCGUGGGAGAAGAGCUACGGCGGCUAUAGCCGUCCGGGGUCCACCGACCCUUGGGCCAACUACAGGAGGACACCCUCCCUGGCUGGCAGUCAGAACCUGAGUGCUGAGGAGAUUCAGGAUGAUCGGGAAGCGCUUGCUCGACCUGAUGAUCAAGCUGAGGCCACCGAGGAUGCAACUGAGGAGCGAAGCUCCACUGGUCCAGGUCCUUCAGGAGACUCCUGGAGUUAUCCGGACUGGUGGUCGAAUGACUGGUGGAGUACCUCUUGGACACCUUCCGAGAAUGCCGACUGGAAUGUGGAAGCCCCUGAACUACUACCAGAGUAUGUUCAGGGCUGGUACCUCUUGUUUGAUUCUGGCCUGGACACCAACGAGCGCAACAUGAUCGUGGCAGCCCUGAAGGGCGACUUCACUAUGACCCGAGUGGCACAGGAGCUACGCAGCCAGUGGACUGAUGAGGACCUGCGUCGUCGAGAUGCAGCCAAUCGUCACUCCAGCUGGUGGGUGGAUGAGAAUGAAGAGGCCGAGUCUGAGGACUAUGACACUGCCUGGGUUGCCCAGGCUCACCGCAACUUCAAUGACGAGGGCCUCGCACUCCUGGGUGAAGCUGAAGAUGUGGCUCAAGAAGCCCUAGCCAUGAUGGAGCGCGGGCGUCGCACCUUGAAAGAGGCCAGACAGAAACAACAUCAGGUGAGGAUGUCUCGGAAGUACUACCGCACCAACUUCAAGCCCUCUGGAAGCACUUCGGCUGUAGCUUCUGGCACAGAUCAAAAGUGCUUCCGAUGUGGUGGUCCUCACAAGACUUCAUCAUGUCCAAAGGCAAUGGCAACAACGACAGCCUCUUCAGCCGAAGAGCAGGCUGCACCUUUCAUCUGUUUUGCACAAGACCAGAUCACCAAGGACCAUGAGAUUGUGGAGCCCUAUGUCCCGGACGACCACGAGGUGAACUACCUGGAUGCUGGGUUCUCCGAUGCUUGCCCAGAGGCCUUCUUUGAUGUUGCCGACACCAACAGCAUAGGGCCUAUCUCCACUCAGAUGGCCGUCGAACAAGGCAAGGCUGUCGUUGAUGGAGGGGCUACAAAGACCCUUGGCAGCGUGGUGGCCCUCGAGAAGAUCAUUGCCCUCAACAAGUACAAGCAUGGGACUUCUCGUUUGGCCGACCUUGACUUGGAGAACAAGCCUACGUUUGGUUUUGGAAAUUCAUCAAAGAACCAGUGCGUGUCCACAGCCUCACUCGAGGUUCAAGCUGAUGGCAAACCUGGACAAGUACAAGUACAUGCGUUGGAUGCGGGAGCAGGACCUGUGCUGUUCUCCAUUGAGUCCUUACGGGCCUUGGGAGCAAUCAUCGACUUCUCUGAGGACAUGGUCGUCUUCCGCAAGAUCAACCCAUCCAAGAUCAUCAAGAUGGAACGUUCGGCCACUGGCCAUCAGCUGCUGCCCAUGACUCAGGAUUGGUACAGUGAUGCUCAGAGCACUGCACAGCCAGAAUUGGUGGAAGAGCUCCUGAUGACCUUUGGCGAAACAGCUCCAAAACAGUGGAGCAUCAUGGAGAUCGAGAGUCGCCUUUUGGAACUCAAGGAAGCCAACGGGAUGGUCACUCAGAAAGGGAAGGUACGGCCACCGAUGCGCCAUGCCAUGAUCGAACUGAACAAGGCCAGCAAGAAGAAGUCCGACCUUGUGGACUACGUGAACAACAAGCUCAUGGUGAAGACCCGCGGCACCGAGACCAUUCAGGAGCUGCAGCGCUUGGGCACCAAGAAGAUCUACCAGACCACAGCCGCCUCUCCGGAGGACCCUGUGGGGUUCGGGGAACACUGCAGUCUGCAGUACCACGAGCUUCUAGCCCAACACCCACAGUAUGCCAGCUGGGUCGUGAAGACCGCCACCGAGGGGGAAUGCGACUACCGCCUGGCCCGUCUGGCCAAUUGGCUCCAGAGCCCAGAGGCACAGCAUCCGAUGCCGACCUACAAGCAGACCUCCAGCGGCUACAAGAACACAUCGACGCCGGCCAGCGGCUCGAAUGGCAAGACCGAGAACAUGAUGAUGCAGAUGAUGCAGAUGAUGCACGCCCUCAAGGAGGACGUGGACAAUCUGAAAGCCGAGAGGCCUCACAAGAAGGCCCUGCUAUCACACCAGCGCAUAGAGCUGCUGGAAGUGGCAUGUUCGGCCGACAGCGUGCUGUCUCGCACCAUGCAACAAAAGAAAGGUGACGAGGGUGUGGGCAUUUGUGAACAGGCUAUUCAGGGUACCAAGACUCUCAUGAACAAAAUAGCUGAAGAUGACCCAGAAGUCACCGCAGCAGAAGCUUUGGCUGAAGCCACUAGGACCUUUAAUAGCCGAGAACUGAUCCGAGGCUAUUCGCCCAUCCAACAUGCCCUUGGCCGUGCGCCUGAUGCCACCGGGCGACUUUUCCCUUGCGGCCCCAGUGAAUGUCCAGAGCUGCUGGUAGAGAACGCCUCUGGCGAGAUGGAUCGCCAGCUCCAGCGAAUGCAAAGUGCGGAAAAGGCCUUCCUUGAAUGGACGGCAAGCCAGAGACUCCAAAAAGCCAAGAACUCAAAACCCAGAGAUGUCACCAACUAUGAGCCAGGAGACCUAGUGUAUGUGUGGAGAAAGCAAGUGAGCGGCCAAGCAGCCAUUAAAGGUGGCUCGUUUGUGGGGCCAGCCCGCAUCCUGGCGGUGGAGCAACAUCGCUCUCCCGACGGGACCCACAAGCAGGGCAGCUCAAUUUGGUGCGUCAGAGGGAGAAGACUUCUCAAGUGCUCCCCAGAGCAACUACGUCGAGCCUCCGAGCGGGAGGUCCUCUUAGAAGAACUACAUGCCAAACAAUACGAUGACUGGGACUUUGAUAGAGUAGCUCAACAACUUGGAGGGAACGAGUUUCUGGAUGUGUCCACCGAAGCCAACAGGGCGAUCCAGGAGUCCAACUUCCAGGCCUACGCCUUCUACAUCUUCAGGAGCACCCGUGUCACAGAGGAAGUGUUUGCAGUCACCGAGUGCACCUUCUGGAUGGAUGAGACCGCGGCCGUGGCCGUGGAGGUUCCCAUGCCAGACACACGUGCUGGAUCUGAACGAGCUCUUCGAGAUCUCCCUUCUUACUUUGCCAGUAGCUUGAAGAAACGGUCAGCAGUUGAAGUCUGUGAGCGUCACCUAUCUGAGGAAGAGCGACAACAGUUCCGAUCUGCAAAGGCCGUGGAAGUAAGUAACUUCAUAGCUGCCAAGGCUUUUGAAGCCCUUCCAGAGAAACUUCGCCCAGCACGCGAACAAGCAGUGAAGAUGCGUUGGAUACUGACAUGGAAGCAGAAGGAGGAUGGCAGCCGAAAGGCGAAAGCCAGAGCCGUUCUUUUAGGAUACCAAGAUCCCUGCUAUGAACAGAGAGCAACGACUUCUCCAACCACGACUCGCCAGACCAGGCAACUGCAGAUGCAAUUAGCCGCUUCAUAUCGCCACAAGAUGCGAAAAGGUGAUGUGACAGGUGCUUUCCUGCAAAGCAGGCCAUACCCUGAUGACCUUUUUUGUAUAGGAUGCCCAGAGAUCUGUGAAAAGAUGGGACUCCCAGCAGAGUCAAUCACCAAAGUGAAGAAAGCCUGCUAUGGCUUAGUUGAUGAGUCUGAGAAAACACAGCUUCGGGCCUUGCUGGGAGGGGUCUCAUGGCACGCACAACAAGUUGCGCCCCACUUCAGUGCUGAAGUCGGCUUGCUGUUGUCAGAGGUGAACAAGAGUACUAUAGAGACCAUUUACAAGGCUAACAGGAUCUGCCGCAGCCCCGGAGCAGCAGAAGCAGCAGCAGCAAACAACGGAGAAGAUCUCCUCUUUUUUGCGAGAUUCCAACUGGCAGAAAUGAUGGGAGCUCAGGUCAAUGUGAGAGACAUCAACAGUGUCGUCAACCAGAUCAGUGGAUGCCUGGUUACUGACUCCAGGAAUGUGUACGACAAGUUAGAGACCGAGGUCUUGUCCGUGAAGGGCGCUGAGAAGAGAACAGACCUGGAGUUACUCUCCUUGAAAUCUGCCCAGAUUCGCAACGCUGUGGAGAUUAGAUGGGUUCAUAGUGAAGCUCAGCUAUCAAACGGGUUGACCAAGAGCAACGAGCACAAGCAACUGCACCUGUUCUACCGCAUGGGCCACAAGUGGCGCAUAGUCGAAGAUGAAGAAAGAGCGUCAGCUCGGAAAAGGAAACUGCUAGGCCUGGAGCCUCUUGAAAACAGAAAGAGUCAAGGGCCAGAAAUCGAGCCGGAGACACCAUGGAAACCCACGAAAUGA